Messenger RNA from Ooceraea biroi (clonal raider ant), 1803 nucleotides. RefSeq names its product Radial spoke head protein 4a (gene Rsph4a). Gene Ontology annotation, biological process: cilium assembly; cilium movement involved in cell motility; axoneme assembly. Gene Ontology annotation, cellular component: axoneme; radial spoke. Lineage: Eukaryota; Metazoa; Arthropoda; Insecta; Hymenoptera; Formicidae. The record is from RefSeq and is a predicted model, not a curated record.
AUGGCGUAUUCUUAUAGCAUAGAAGAAGCACCUUCCGACGAUGUUCCUAGCGUAGAAUACGACAUCCGACGCGCAAAGAAAUUUCUCCAGAAACACAGCUCGGAAUCGGGUGACAGCUUGUACGAUCAUUUAACCGAGCUUUUAGCAAAAAUCUUGUCCGAGCAACCACGAAACGCUGUCGACAUCUUUGAGCAAUACAGCAGAAAAAUAAAGGACGAGAGAUUUAAGACUAAGACGGACCAUCUUCGGGAUUUAUAUGUACCACCCGUGCAGUACGACGAUGCCAAGAAGCUCAUUAGGCUCUUCCAGAGUGUAAAGCAGAUUGACGAAGGCGAACAGGAGAGGAUGGAGGAAGAGGAGGAGAAGGACGAGAAAAAGAAAUAUCCCGACAUGCUGGAUCUUUUGUUCUACUUCGAGCAGACGGGGGUAGGAUUGCCGCGAGGCGAGAUGGUAUUGCUUAAUUUGUCCAUUCGAAAACUCGCCGCCACGACACCGCUUGAAAAUAUCAGGUUUUGGGGUAAAGUACUCGGGAAACCUCACAAUUAUUAUGUGGUGGAAGCUGAACUUCAGCCAACUGAGCUUGCUCGAAGAUUGGAGCAGGAGGAAGCUGAUGAGCAAGCUCGACGAGAGGAAGAGAGAGUCGAAGCCGAAACAACGGCGGCGGAUCUCGCGAGGGGAGAAGUCGCGACAAAAACGGGAAAUGAAGCCUUGGAGGGAAUCGGCGGAGCAGCGGAAAUCCCGCGCGAGGACGCAGCAGGAGAAAAGCCUUUGGAAUUUGUAUUUCCACCCCUGCCUGUUAAUCCGUGGAAACCGCCGCCGGAAGUACCAGCCGAAAGAAUCGGCGGCGGCCUCAAUAAGAAGGUGCGCGUUUACGGGCUCUCAAUUACCACGGUGUAUUUUGUAUGCAACGCGCCCGGGUUGGACGAGUGGAUCGAACUUCCGUCGGUUACACCGCAGCAGAUAGUAAUUGCACGACAGAUUGUCCGAUACUGCACGGGAAACUUGGAGACACCGAUUCACAGUUUUCCGCCGUUCCCUGGUACGGAGAAAAAUUAUCUCCGUGCACAAAUUGCAAGGAUCAGCGCAACUACUCACGUUUCGCCGAUCGGUUUCUUCACGCUCGGUGGAGAAGUUGAGGAUGAAGAGAUAGAAGAAGAAAGGGAGAAAGAAGGUUUAAGAGAAAACAUACAUUAUGAACCACUGUCCAUCGAGGCUCUCGUGGAUCCGUCCAUGUCAAAUUGGUGCCAUCAUAGCCCAUAUAUUCUCAAACAAGGUCGGACUGUCUGGUGGAGUCCCGCGAAAAAAGAAGAAAUCGCGGACGAAGAAGUCAAAGAAGAAGAAGAAGUAGUAGAACUAGAAGAAGUCGAUAUCAAAACGGUCGAGAAAGAAAUCGCGCCACCUCUCUUGACUCCUCUGUCUGAAGAUGCUAUUAUUGACUCGGUGAUACCAUGGACUGCCAGACAAUCGUCGUACAUUCAACCAGAUAUUGCAAUAGCUUUGGUCAGAUCAAACGUUUGGCCCGGAGCAUUUGCAUUUGCCGCUGGACAACGCUUCGCCAAUGUGUACAUCGGUUGGGGCCACAAGUAUAACGCGUAUAAUUAUAGUCCUUCCAAUAUGCCACCUAUCCAAGAACAGUAUAAAAUUGGACCAGAAAUCAUGGAAAUUCGUGAUCCAACUGUCGAGGAAGAAGAAGCGUAUCGAAAGAUGAUCUCACCGCCAGCAAUACUCAUGAAAGUCGUAGAAGAAGAAGAAGAAGAAGAGGAGGAGGAGGAGGAGGAGGAGGAGGAGGAUGAAGAAAAUUAG